GCAAGCUACUCUUUGGAAAAAGGCAAAAGGGAUUGGGCAAGUGAUAUAUUCAGCGGCAAGGCCUUGUCACAUGAUUUCCAAGUAAAUCAAAACCUACCAAACGAUUGGUCAGAAUAUCGUCUGUCACUUGCAGAUAUGCAUUCCAUCCGAGACCAGUCCCCUUCCUGGCGAGCAACCUGUGAAUUUCCGAAAAAUGGUGUAGACUUCAGAGAUUACCUGCGUGCCUCCCUUGAAGACUUUGACAUCAUGAAAACUCACACAUAUCCAUCGGGCCUUUCGUGCAUGCUCUAUGAAUUCAUAAGCAUUCAAGGCAAACAGUGCAUUGAUUGCACGGCUUUAACAAAUGCUUUCUGGAUGUUUACGCCAGCAAUCAGAAGUUCUCAGAGUAAGUUAUUCCUUUGAUCGCAGACCUAACGCGGGAAUGGAACGCGAACGCAGUUUUGGCGUUUAUUUGUUUGCUAACCCUGCCUUUAGGUGCUCUGCAUCAAGCUAUUCUGCAACUCAGUAUUGGUUUGGGAAGAUAG
Messenger RNA from Porites lobata, 524 nucleotides. Lineage: Eukaryota; Metazoa; Cnidaria; Anthozoa; Scleractinia; Poritidae. The record is from the annotation of a GenBank genome assembly.